Messenger RNA from Adineta ricciae, 258 nucleotides. The record is from the annotation of a GenBank genome assembly. NCBI's taxonomy places the organism in Eukaryota, Metazoa, Rotifera, Eurotatoria, Adinetida, Adinetidae.
AUGGCACGGUCGGGAAGUGAUCGGAUAUUUCCUGUGCAAUUCCGGCCGGAAUCCGGUGGCAAGGAACCUGCUAGAAUCGGCGAAAACUGUGCGGGAAUCGACUCAGAUUUCAAUGGAUUCAGUCGCCGGAAUGAUCGACAUGGGAAAUCAAGAUUAUUCAACCACCAAUUAAAUCAACAAAUAUCAUUCUAUUAUUCAAUCGGUCUUCAUCGAUUCUUCGCUGACCUAGUUUUAUUUGGACUAUAUAGAAAUCCAUAA